AUGGCGACUUUUUAUGCCAAUCCAGAUGAAACAAACGAACUCUGGAUUGAAACAGCUGCUCUCGAAACACCAAGAUUUAGAAUUUGGCACUACAUAUUUUUUUGUUUUUCAGCUUUUACUGUAUUUGUUGUCCUAUUUUGCUGCUGUAUUAAAAUACGUGUACCCAGAACGAAACAAGAAAUCGAAGCAGACUAUUGUAGAAAAAAAUUGGCAGUAAAAUUUAGAGAGAGACUGAAGCUGAUUAAGAAUCAAGAAAUGAAUAACAUGGAUUUAGAAAGAGCAUUGCAGAUCAUUCAAGAUGACUACAAAGAGGAGAGAAUGCGACUUAAUCUUUCGGCCCCUGCAGGAACUACUAACAACCCUAACCCCGAUAAUAUUGCCGAACCACAGCAACCUUUUCGAAAAUUUUCGUCUCUAAUAUUGUCUACUAAAUUUGCAAUGAAACCUUAGGUAUAAAAUAAGUUUUAUGUUAUUAAGCGAAUAGAAAUCUGAUUAUUGUCUGUAUGCCGUAUCAUAUAUCUUGAUAUACCCAGUGGCAGCUCGGGGUAAAAAAUUUUAGGUGUUCUGCAAUUUACCAAAAAAAAAAUUUUUUUUCGUCUUUCAAAAUUUUACUUUCCGUUUUUAUCGAGGCUAGAUUAGGUUUUUACCAUAUUUUACUAAUUUAUUGUCUCAAGAAUGUCACAAACCAUUUAAACAGAUUAAACACUUCCCGAAACUUGACCGUGUUGAGAGUAUGUUCACUAAAUUAAGAUAUGCUUCGCGACUCAGAGUUUAAUUUAGUUCAUCCCAGCCGAAAAAUGUAUAGGUCCAAAAAAUAUGCCAAGACUACAGGAAGUAUCGCUCUCAUCAUAUCCUCAAAUAGCCAAUUUAAAUGCCCUACAAAUAUUAUUUGGCAAUAUAUAACUAUUUCUUAGCACAAAGUGAUGUAAUUUGGUAACCCCUAUUUCCAAGCUCUUUCGUCACCAAAAAGUAAUCAGAGAAAACAAUAUGAUGCAUUGGUUGGAUAUCUAUACAAAUCUAAUCAUUUUUAACAUAAAUAUCUUGAGUUAAUUUAUUUGUGUAGCUCUUUCUCUACUUGUAACAUGUUUUUCUAUAAUAAUAAAGUAAAAUGGUAAACGCCUACAUUUAGUUUCUUAUUCUUUCUCUUGUUCGUAUUUACAAAAAAAAAACUUUCAUAUUACACAGAAUCACACUAACUCUAUUGUAGUUAUUCAGCCCAAAUGGUUCUAAAAAGUUAUACAUUUUAGACAGUCGCAAAAAAGCUAUUUACUCGCUAGCUGUCUACCCACCUAUUACGCUGGAAUGAAAUCAGCAACUUCUCCAAUUAGACACGUCACUGUUAAUCAUGGAAAGAGCGCGCAGAGCACGUUCGUUUAUACUAGAUGAAUAAUAAUGCUCCAAAAGCUUGAAUCGAAAGGUAGAUAUUAUUGAACUGGUCAACUCAACUGAGUUGUAUAAGGUAUUACCAUGCGACUGUGAAGUAUUUAAAAUUUUCUAUUGGAUAAGUUAUAGAAAAUGUUCUAUUGACUUAGAUUAUUUGAAUUAUAUAAUUAUCAUUUCAAUCACUAGCCGUCCCCAGGUACCUAAUUAUUCUUUUAAAUGAAAAAUUUUGCAUACUUGUAUAUUUUCUAGUAUUUUUCUUUCAAUAAUUAUAAAAAAUAAAUAAGAAAUAAA
Molecule: messenger RNA, 1674 nt
Organism: Diorhabda carinulata
Lineage: Eukaryota; Metazoa; Arthropoda; Insecta; Coleoptera; Chrysomelidae
Exons: 3
Coding region: 1-450 (149 amino acids)
Source: RefSeq, a predicted model, not a curated record